AUGGCUGGAGACCAUCUGGACAUCGCACAUAAAACGUAUUUUGAUAGGUGCUCUGAGUUACCAUGUAUUGUCAUUUAUGCUUGUUUCGCGCAGAAACCUUGGAGAUGCAUUCCUCAAUUAAGGGCUUAUGUUAUUAUUGGUGGAGUUGCUUACAAGAAGAUGAAUCUUGAAACUUUGGAUUUGCGGAGAGUUAACCACUCGCGACCACAGUUGCAACAAGUGCGAACCUCAAAGUUAAUUAGCGGUGUGGAUGUGCGGUACGGGGAAAACACACCUUCAGUAGAAUCGAGUAGUUCGGAUGCAGCUACGGUGACACGGUGGGCUACCCCUCCAUCUCAACUCCGUACUCCACAGAGAAGCUACGAGAACCUGGGAGAUUCGACAGAGGCGCCUUUGAUUAGGGCAAGUGAUUGGGAGGCUUCACAUCAGAGAUACAACAAUACUAUGUUUCAAUUUGAUGAACAGCAGAUAGGGAAUAUGGAAACUGAAGCUUUGAGGAAACAGACAAGGAUUUCGGAUCAGGCCGAUGACGAAAGUCCACCGACUCCUAACACUGACGAUACGCCAUUUAUUCGAUUUGCGAUUGAUCAAUUGACGAGAGAUGAAGAGGCCAGGCGAGAAGCAAGAAGGACUCAACAAUUAGAGCAAGGUCAACUACCGACCGAUUCGCAGAGUUCGGAGGAUUAUCCUGUGGAGAGACUUAUUGCAGAUGAUAAUCGAUAUGUUCCUCAACGACCGACGAGAGCAGAACUGGCACUCAUCAGAAAACAUCGCUCUACACCGGGACCUGGACGAUUAUUAGGCCUCAAUGCCACACAACCUCCCUCAACUCCCCCUACACAAGAAGAGGAUAGAAUACCCAUAAGAGCACCUCCAAUACCUCAAACACAUCAAACACCUCACGACGAUAACGAUGUCGAAAUAUUUAUCCCCACACAACCUCCUCUAAACACCAAACGAUACCUAGAGCUGAGAUUUUUACCCACGAUUUUACGACCUUUUUCUUUACUAGCGCUUAUUACAUUAUGUCUUCUCAUGACUGCAGCGAUUAUGUUUUGCGCGAUUUACUCGAAUUACCACGAAGGUCUUUAUUCGUGGAAUACCGGCGUUUAUGGCAUUAGAUAUUUUAUCUUUGGAUUUUUACCCCAAAUUUUGGGCGCGUGCAUAUUUUUAUAUGUUCAGUAUCUGAUGGCUGCCAUCACGAGAAUCAUGCCAUAUACAUUAAUGGCGAUGGAAGAUGCAGAGCCUAGAACCAACGCGUUGUUCCUGAAAGCUUUUCCAAUACAUAUGCUUUGGCCGAGAUGGGAUGGCCCUAUGAUGAUUGACAUUGGGGUAUUAUGUUUAUGGUUAUCUGUUUUUACGAUUCCUCUUCAGGGAUGUUUGUUCUCUGUUAUAUUGGUGGAUGGACAUUGGAAAUGGACUGCUGUUCAAGGGAUCGCGUGGACUUUGGUUGCGAUCUACAUAUCGAUGUGUAUGGGAUUGGUUCUUAUUGGGGCCUUUUUCUUUCAUCGAACAACUGGUCUCAGAGACUACCCAGGAACCGAGACUAUGAAGUCGAAACAAGAAAUUAGAACUAAGCUAGCCGAUCGAAGUGAUCGAUUGGGUUACUGGAAAACCCCUAGUCCUACACAGGGUAUAUUUUAUUCGAUAGGAGAAACAGGUGCACCGAUAAGACGAUACACAUUGGAAAGUGGAAAAGCCGAGAGGAAAACUAGCAAUGAGAGCGCUACGCAUGAUUUGGAGGAAAAUCACCCAUUUCUUCAUGAUACCGCUACCCGAUUUCGAUAUAUCCCAUGGUUCCUGCGCGAUACAUUCGUAGUACUAUGGUGCGUCACAGCAUUUUUCCUCUUGCUGGCAUUGAUCAUUAUAUCAUUCCUUCCAUCGACAGCCAUUCGCCAUGGAUUUUUACCCUUGGUCGCUGCUGGUCCGAAUGGAUCUGGAUAUUCCACAGCAAAUUUCUUGUACAGUUUCAUCCCAUCUCUAAUUGGGAUGAUUCUAUACCUCCUAUUUCAACCCCUCGACAUGAGUCUUCGAAAACUUCAACCCUGGGCUGAAUUAGCCAACCCUGACGGUUCUCCUGCGUCUAAAUCUCUCCUACUUGACUACACAGCCGCUCACCCAAUCCAAAGCAGCAUCGCCGCCCUCGGAAAUGGUCAUUUCCGCGUCGCCUGGUUUUCGCUCGCAUCCUUUUUAUUCAUCAUCCUCCCCAUUCUCGCAGGCGGAAUAUUCUUCCCCUUAACCACCGCCUCGAACGAAGUGCGCAUGCUUCCUAAUCUCCCUUCCUUCUACAUUUGUCUCGCAUUCCUUAUUAUCUAUUUCCUCACUCUUCUGCUCCUCCUCCCCAAUCGACGAGCAAUGCAUUUACCACAUCCCGUGGAUUGUCUAGCUGAAAUCAUCAGUUUUGUGCACUCGAGUAAUGUUCUAGAUGAUGCGGCGUUUAGUGCUCCUAGGUCGAAAACAGAUUUAGUGACGAGAUUGGUUAGUACGUCGGCUCAUUUUAAGGGGGAGGAAGCAAAAUAUGUGUUGGGGGUUGGAAUGGGAAGGGGUGGGAAGGAAGUAUUGGGAAUUGAGAGGUUAGGGAGGAGAGGGGGUGAUCAGGUUAUGGUUAUGGGAUAG
Molecule: messenger RNA, 2616 nt
Organism: Sclerotinia sclerotiorum 1980 UF-70
Lineage: Eukaryota; Fungi; Ascomycota; Leotiomycetes; Helotiales; Sclerotiniaceae
Exons: 4
Coding region: 1-2616 (871 amino acids)
Source: RefSeq, a predicted model, not a curated record